AUGAAACCGAGUUGGCGGAAACACACCAGAGGAGAGAAAGGCGCAGAGAUCAAGAAAGAGAAAAGGCUGAAGGAAGAGGCUGAGCACAAAGCUUUUGAAGAAAAGAGAAAGUCUAAGGAGUUAGCAGAGAUGUAUCCUGAGUUGAAGAAAAAGAUUGAAACAAAGAUUGCACGAAGGGGUAGAAUGGCUAAAGUUCCAAUAGAAGUUCCUAAGAUUAACAGGAAAGAUAUCAACGAUCCAACAAGCAGUGGAAUGAUUGAAGUUCAGGCACUUUCAAAAGAGGUCGAGGAGGAGGCAACUUUGAUGACGUCUCUGGCUCACCCUGCACUCCCUCAUGUGUUUGGUGUGCGCAUUGAACGGAAGCCAUUCCUUACUGUAAUGCAAUUUCACGGUCUUCUUAAAGAAAUCACUACACACAUUCCCUGCACUUUAAGGCGAUUGUUGCAUCUAGAAGGGUCUAAAGAGAUUAUCACAUCAGAUGACCUCACUCACAUGUUGUAUGUGGUGUGUGAUGCUCUUGAGUAUUUGCAUGGAAGAAGAAUUCUGCACAAUGACUUGAAAGCAGAUAACAUUGUGAUUGAGAGGCAACAUGAUGGUCAAUUGUCACCAGUUAUAGUUGACUUUGGGAAAGCCUGUACAUUAGAAAAUGCUACUUAUCUUCAUGUUGAUAAAUGCAAACAAGAACAGUUUAUGAGGAGAUAUAAACAAAUUGCUCCGGAAGUUGUUAAGGGUAAAAUGAAACAGUCAGAAUCAUCUGCUAUAUUUUCAUUUGGCAUGGUCAUGAGUGAAGUGAUUAACAGUACUCAGUUCUGA
Molecule: messenger RNA, 813 nt
Organism: Corticium candelabrum
Lineage: Eukaryota; Metazoa; Porifera; Homoscleromorpha; Homosclerophorida; Plakinidae
Product: cyclin-dependent kinase 2 homolog
Exons: 4
Coding region: 1-813 (270 amino acids)
Biological process (GO): protein phosphorylation
Molecular function (GO): ATP binding; protein tyrosine kinase activity
Source: RefSeq, a predicted model, not a curated record